AUGAACGCGCUCGCGGCUCGGGCGGCGUUGUCUGCACUGUACACCGCGUCGACGUCGUCGUCGUCACUCGAGGCGGUGGGCGCCCAUGCGUGGACGACGGUGGCGUCCGCGGCCGCGGCCGUGGUCUCGAACGGCACCACCGCGGCCGCCGGGCUGGCCGACGGCGGACCGCUGCAGCCCAGGUUCACGCUGUCCCAGACGGUGUUCAUCGCGCUCGUGUCCGGCAUGCUCAGCUUCGUCACCGUGUCCGGCAACAUAAUGGUCAUGGUGUCGUUCAAGAUCGACAAGCAGCUGCAGAACAUCAGCAACUACUUCCUGUUCAGCUUGGCGAUGGCCGACUUCUUCAUCGGGCUCAUAUCCAUGCCGCUGUUCACCGUGUACACCAUACUCGGUUACUGGCCGUUCGGUCGGCACGUGUGCGACGGCUGGCUGGCGCUCGACUACCUGGCCAGCAACGCUUCCGUGCUCAACCUGCUGCUGAUCAGCUUCGACAGGUACCUGUCCGUCACCAGGCCGCUGACGUACAGGGCCAAGCGGACCAAAGGCAAAGCGUUGCUGUUCAUAUCGGCCGCGUGGAUCAUUUCGCUCGGCUUGUGGCCACCGUGGAUUUAUCUGUGGCCGAUCAUAGAAGGUCGUCGGACCGUGCCCGAAAUUCAGUGUUACAUACAGUUCAUACUGACCAAUCAGUACAUUACUUUCGGCACGGCCAUUGCCGCCUUCUACGUACCGGUAACGGUUAUGUGUUUUCUGUAUUUCCGAAUAUACAGAGAGACAAAAAAGAGACAAAAAGACUUGCCGAAUCUGCAAGCCAUGAACAAACCACACAACGAUCAUCAACACGAGGAAUCGUGGGGUCGCAUACGAUCUGAGUCGAAUCAAGUGAAUUCGUUGGAUCGACGGGAAAUGUAUGAGACCAGUUCGUUGCGCAAGGCGUACUCUCAGUGUUCAUUGAAAGCGAGGCGCCUGCUGACGUGGUCGUGGCUGCGCGAUUGGUGCGUGGACUGGUGGCACUCGGGCCGCGACGACGAGUACGACGAGGAAGACGAUCAGACGCCAAGCGACGUGCCCGGUGGCAUUAGCUACGGAACGACCGUGUCCAGGUCGACGUCGCUGAACGUCAUACACCAGCAGCAGCCCACGACGCCGACGCCGAUGAAAUCCUAUCACGUGGUCAACAAUAACAACCGACUGACCAACCGGUCCUUGUCCAACGACUCGGUGUACACGAUCGUGAUAAAGUUGCCGGGCGACAGCGACCUCCAAGACGCGCCGACGGUGAAGCAGUAUCACGGGUGUUACGAGGAGUCGCGGCGGCACGGCGCGGGCGGCCCGAUGUCGCGCCGGCCGUCGUCGCAGGACAUGCGGCUGCCGCUGAGCGCGGCAAAGAUCGUACAACCCAAGCAGCUGACCCGGGCACAGGGGGCCGCGUUCCAGGCCAAGGAGAAGAAGAAGAAGAAGUUCCAGGAGAAGAAGAGCGAGCGGAAGGCGGCCAAAACGCUGUCGGCCAUACUGCUGACGUUCAUCAUCACGUGGACGCCGUACAACAUACUAGUGCUGCUGAAACCGUUCACGGCGGCCACCGGGGGCGACGACGGCGGCGGAAACGAGGGCGACAGCAACAAGGAGUGGGUGACGCAGGGCAUGUGGGACUUUUUCUACUACCUGUGCUACAUCAACAGCACCAUCAACCCGGUGUGCUACGCCCUGUGCAACGCCACGUUCCGCAUGACCUACGUGCGGAUACUCAAGUGCAAGUGGAACACCCGCAGGCAGCCACCGCACUUCCGCGCGUGAUGAUGAUCGCCGCCAUGACCGGCCGGAAGCGGUACUGCGCCGCGGCUACCGCAUGUCCGCAUAUAUGUUUAUAUAAUAUAUUACCUACUUUUAUAUACUAUUACGUACACUCUCGUUUUCGGGUUUUUUUUUCUCGCCAAGCCGCCCCUUUUCCCCUGCCGACGCGCCACCAUGAAACGUGCCAGGGGUGAUCGUACGAUUGAGCACGUUGGUCGAGCCAUUAAUUGUAGGUACGAUUGGUUAUUGAGCACAGUUCGGAUUGAGCAUAAUAAUAUGUAAGGGAUGGCUACGGGAAAACAAAUAAUAAUAAUUUAGUGCGAUUUCGUGAUUUAACACCGUCGCCAUACUAACGUUUUCGAAAAUGACCGAUGACUUACAACACAAUAAAAUAUCGACCUAAAUAUGCAAAAUAGAUUUUUCGGAAUUUUUCAGAAACACGAAAUACAGUAUUUUAAAAGUUCAACAAUAGUUUAAAAGUGUCAAAAAAAAAUAAUGACUGUUCACUCAUUUCCAAAGUUUACCGGAGAUGGAGUUGGCCACGGUGAUAAAAAGCAGUGAAAUAGCCAUCUCAAUUUAUACGAGAAUUUUAUGUUUUCCUUGAGUAUUCGAGUCACCCACGAUUUUCGUUUCAAUAAUCUUGGCAACGUUUUUGAUACAUGGAAAAAAAAUGAUGCUUGUUCAAUCGUACAAAUAGAACACUUAAAAAAUAGCUUGAAAAUAAAAGCGUGCUUAAUCGUAUUUCGCCCAUGUUAGGUUACGUUAAAGGCGUAUACUAUAUACUAUAACGGCCAACGGGGCUGCAACCUCGAAGUACACGUGUGCUGAAAAACUGUCAGGGGACGUGUCACCACUAGUGUAUUUGCGGGGUGGUCGCAGGGCGUGUGGUAGAGGGGUGCGCGGGAGCAAGUGCGGGGCUGCGAGAUAAAAAAAAAUACGAAAACUUAUAGGGGAAAAAAACUAAAAAAAAAGUAAUAUAACGAUUUUAAGACUGUUCGCGGGAUCCACAUGGUUAUCCCGGCACAAGUGUGUAUUUUAUAAAAUAUUUAAUAUACCUACCUACGUAGGCACACGCGCGUAUAACAUUUAACGUUUAUAUAUAUUAUUAUGUUAUAUAAAAUGUUCAUAGGUGAAAUAUACCUACGUAAAAGCCAGUGGCGUAAGACGUGCGGAGACGCAUUUACGAAGCGUACAAAUCUGUCUCCGUGGCCCUUUUUAAUUCUCUUUUUAUUUUAUAGACAUUUGCCACGGUGUGAGGAACAAUCAUCUUUAUAAGUACCUACCAUAUUCCAUAAUAUUAAAACGAUUAAAAAAAAAAAAAAAAUUGUAUCACCUAAAAUAUCGUUGCAAUGCGCGAUAAUAUUAUCAUCAGAAAUACUAAUACCAGCUGUGUCAACUCCUAAAUACGCCACUGGCUAUAGGUAAUAUAAACGCGUGAGACCUAUUGUUUGUAUCGCUUUUCGUCGGCCCAUAUCCAUAUUAUAAUAAUAAUAGUAAUAGUAAUAAUAAUAUAAAUUAAUUUAGUAAUAAUGAUAAUAAUAAUUAUAAUAAUAAUAUAAUAUACGAACAAUAACGAUCGAGUGGGGCAUAGAGGUUAUUGCAGAGAAGGCGAUUCGAAAAGCUCGCCUGCGAAGUGGCGUGGCGGGAUUUCAGCUAAAAUAUACUUUGAGAACGUGUUCGAUAUCAUCAUUAUCAUUAUACAUAAAGGUCAAUAGUAAAUAAUACCAAAUAUAUGUUAGGUGUAUGUUCAAGUACUAAUAAUUUAUUAGUGUAAUUUAUUAUCAACGUACGGUCAGACAAUGGACGAGAUUAUGUUUUUUUUUUUUUUUUUUUAACAGUGAUUUGAAUAUCUUGACUACAAAAUUAAAUUUUUUCAUUUUAUGUUAAAAAUUCACUCACUUCAAUAUUCAUUUACAUUCAGACACGAUCAACGUGAUUUACCAAUGUUAACAUUAUCAUACAUAUUAUAACACUGAAUUUAGUGUCGUGUACAUUUAACGUAGCAGAAAUUUGUUAUUAAAUUACCAAAUAAAUAAUAAUCAUCAUACCUAUGAUAUUAUUAUUUCAUAGUGACAUGGCUGACAGCAGGGAAAAAAUAAAUAGUAUUACAAUUAAAUAUUUGUUUUUAUUUCAUAAGUAACUGGUUAACGUAUAAAUUUAUAACUCAUAACGUGUCUAACGCCAAUGUAAUAGUAACGAAAUGUCAAAUAGCCAAACGGCAUAAGUAUAUUGUAUAUGAUAUUAGUUUAUAAGUAUAAUAUUAGCUUUUAAACGGGACGAAGGAAGUAAAACAUGUUUCUUUCAUAAACCACGUCUAUUGAUUAUAAAUUUAAAUUAAAAAAUAUAUCUGAUAUUUUGAUUUAGACAAAAUUGCAAAAUGUUCAGAAGUUUUCGGGAAAAAUGUACAGGGAGAUAAUAACAAUCGGUAUAGGUUAACACGGCCUUAAUAUUUUCAAUGCUGAAUUUUAUAAGAACAUUUUACCUGUCAAAAAAAAUGAAUAAUGUUUGCAAACAAAACCAUUUGAUGAUUAAUUUGUGUAUAUUUUUGUGAAGCUUAUAAUUUUCUAUUCAUUGUACUGAACUCUACCUUUGAAAAGUCCUAAAUAUUUCCGGUUUUAAUGAAUGAUUCAAAAGAUUAAAAUAAUAAAUCUAACACCUUACAAACAUUUAUAGUUACUCAUAUUCACAUACUAAGCAUACUCACUCCCAUGAUUUUCUUUUAAUAAAGAAUUUAUUAAAAUUCUGUUCCUAUAGGAGUUAUACUUAAUUAUAUUUUAAGGACCAUAAUAUUUUCAAAUACUUAGAUUUUUUAUACCAUUUAAGGAAUAUCCGUUGUGGUGAAAACAUUUUAUUUAUUCCAAAUGAAAAUUACUAUUUGUCCUACAAAAUGUUCAGUAUACGACUUUUUUGAAUUUGUAGAUAUAUCCAAAUCGACAUUUGAACGAAUAUUUUUUGAGUUACUAACCUUGUGUACUAACUACCAUAGUUAGUUACUAAUAUAGUUAUUACUUACAAUUAUAGUUACUUACUGUAGUCUGUAGAUCUAUGCAAUACCUAAUAGGUCUCCAAUGAUGAUUUGAAAACUGUAGGUACUAAGCACACACAACAGGACACCCGAGAAUGAUACUUAUAACAAAUCUAAAUAGUUUAAAAUAUUGUCCUUAAGUAUUCAUUAAUUCAUUAUUUAAGAAAAAGUGGGAAUAAGUAUGCCUGGUGGAUCACCCUGUAUAUUGUAUAUAUAAUAUAUAAGUUUGAAGAUCGACAAAAGUCAAUUUUUACGAUCAAGUUUUCAGAUUUUUUAUGAAACAUAUUUUUUAGUGUAGGUAAUAGGUACCUAUGCAUAAUAUGAAUUACCAUCUGUAAAUAAACGUAUAAUAAGAUAUUCAGGUUGAAGUUUUCCAUGGUAGUGUUUUCUAUUAUCGGUUGCCGUCUAACCUCGCUACCGAUGAAUUUUAUAGUAGGAAUAACAUAAACAUUAAACACACUUGAAGGAAUGAUCUCAUGUAUAAAAAAGUGACCGUUUUGGGGGUAAAACCAAUAUGGGGUAAUUUCUUUAUGUUGUAGGCCUGUACAUAAAUAUGUUCCUAAAAGCAGGGACCAAAAAAUGGGUCGACAAGCACUUAUUAUAUUAGGUACAAGGGAUUGUCCAAGGUGACAAAGCAACUUUUUUUU
Myzus persicae (green peach aphid) is the source of this 5463-nucleotide messenger RNA. RefSeq names its product muscarinic acetylcholine receptor DM1 (gene mAChR-A). Gene Ontology annotation, molecular function: G protein-coupled serotonin receptor activity; G protein-coupled acetylcholine receptor activity. Lineage: Eukaryota; Metazoa; Arthropoda; Insecta; Hemiptera; Aphididae. The transcript has 5 exons. The coding region runs from base 1 to 1794 and encodes 597 amino acids. The record is from RefSeq and is a predicted model, not a curated record. Gene Ontology annotation, biological process: chemical synaptic transmission; G protein-coupled receptor signaling pathway, coupled to cyclic nucleotide second messenger; adenylate cyclase-inhibiting G protein-coupled acetylcholine receptor signaling pathway. Gene Ontology annotation, cellular component: plasma membrane; dendrite; synapse.